Messenger RNA from Spizellomyces punctatus DAOM BR117, 3035 nucleotides. RefSeq lists its product as uncharacterized. Gene Ontology annotation, molecular function: sphingomyelin phosphodiesterase D activity. The record is from RefSeq and is a predicted model, not a curated record. Lineage: Eukaryota; Fungi; Chytridiomycota; Chytridiomycetes; Spizellomycetales; Spizellomycetaceae. Gene Ontology annotation, biological process: glycerophospholipid catabolic process; sphingomyelin catabolic process; ceramide biosynthetic process. The transcript is spliced from 12 exons. The coding region runs from base 98 to 2854 and encodes 918 amino acids.
CGGUUCCAACCAUUGCACGGUUUACGCAAACGUCCAGCAAGAAAUCGAAAGGAAUAGCUCGCGAUCUCGCGGACUCCUUCCGACCAUCGUGCCGACAAUGGAAGCCACUCCAAAUCAUCCCCUUGCACGAUUAGUCGCUGCCACGGACCUGCCCUCUUUUUUUGUCGCUGUUAAGGGGGUCGAAGCUUGGCUGAAAGACAAUCCAGACUCAACACGUGCAAAGCCAUUGCAUCGCUUUCUCUCAAGAAUCACGGCGAAACUGUUUUCAGGAGGAGGCACCGAAGCAUGUUAUAUCCUACGCCCUCGACCUGAAAAAGAGCGCUUGGACUUUCUACACUUUUUACAUCCCAGUGGCAUAUUUCUCCGCACGUUACUCAAACUUAACCAGAGAGAUCUGAUUUACGAGAUAAAAUUCGAUCAGCUUCCGGCCCCCUCCCGUCGGCUUAUCAGCAACUCCGACUGGUCUCAGCUGCCAGCAAUAUAUAAAAACCACUUUCGUUUGGAACAGCAGCGACAGCAGCCCUUCCUUCAACAACGCAAUUUAAGCCCUACAGUAGGGUCCCCAAGAAAAGGUGGACAGUCAAGUAAAGUUGAGAUAGUGUUCAAUAUGUUCGAGUACUACAUCUUUUCAUUCGCUUUAUGUGCGACGCAGAAAUCCGCCUCUCUAUCCUCCUACGACCACGCCAAACACCAACCGAACACCCCCACUCACGGACUCCUAUCCGCCAUUCAUUUACCUAAAGCUGUUGCUGGUCACUGGCAGAGGGAUGCGAAGGUCGAUUCACCUGGACACAGGCCCUCAUCGUCCUUAAAUCCUGUUUUCUUUGACCUAGUUCAAGCGUAUCUGGACUUCUUCUUGCCGCUCUCCAGUAAUGGAGAGGAAUACAAUGGAUAUUCUGGACUAUCAGAUGCGUCUGGACUGCGAAAAAGACAGGAUACUCGGGGAAAUGCACCGAUGGGUCGCCCUCCACUGGGAGAGAUGGGACGGGAGUUAAAUCAGCUGCGCGAUAGUUUUACGCGCGCUGUUCACACUGUUGAGCAUCUUUGGAAGACCGACGAAAAGCCAGGCCAAAUAGGGAGCCCACGAAUAGUAUCGCGCGAGAAUGAUAAUCUGAGCAUCUUUACCAUUCGGGAGCUGGAUUUGUCGCAGAAGCGUCUCGCCUCCGAGUUCGUGAUUGGAGCUUUUGUUGAACUCUGGUUGUGUCAGAACGACGCAGGCGUCCUCUCUAGCCCAGUCCAAUUGGGUCAGCCGACUAGAAAUUAUGUAAAGCCCACCGAAACCCAAAUGGUGUGCAUAGAUCAGCUCAUCAAUCAGAUUGUGUCGGCCGACUUCUAUCGAAUCUUUCGAGGCACCUCUGACAGUGACCAGGAUUACCUGUCUUCUGAACUACUUACGGCGAGGGUGCGGGCAUAUCAAAUCUUUCAGCCUAAUUUUUACUGGUUCUUGCGAUUGGCUUUUGAUUACUGGCCUCGAGAUGACAGUAUCUCAAUGAUUAUUGAUGUCUGGUUAACGUAUGUGACACCCUGGAAACGAUCGUCUCCAGAUGCAAAGUACUCGAGCAACUGGGCACCUUUCAUUCAAGACAACUUCAUGUUUUACACCGUCCUUUUCGGACGGUUCCUGAACCGCGCAAAGAGUUUUGAUGUAUACUCUUCGGUGCGGCCUGUGAGCUCUGUUGCUGGAACGAAAACCUUCAACAAGAACUAUUUGAAUGCGGUCGAGAAGGUGUUCGCAGCUUUCAAUGAUGACAUGUUGAUUCAAUCUCUUCGUGCGAUUGAGGCAUCCAUAUUUUCGUUGGACGAAUCAGAUCUAAGACUGCGAUCUAAUAGAUCAGGGGGUAAUUCGGAUCCGAAUGAGCCGCACUCCAAUGCGAGCCACGGCUCGUUGAGUAGAAUGUACGAUUUUCGGUCAAAAAUGCUGCAGAUCGGUGAAAAGUACGAUUAUCCAGUAUUCAUCCCAGACCGGGGCCAACCGGCUCGCAGUACGGAACAAAAAGAUCUAGGGAUGGAAAGUGCGACGGGACUCCUUAGGAAUCUCGUUGAUAGUAGAGAACGACUGAAGAUAUACCUGGAAGGAGACAAAGCUGCAGGGCCCAGUACUGGCCGAACAGCCAGUGGCUGGCUCGAUAUGUCCGUAUUCCUUCCCCGAGAAGACGAUCGACUAAGACCACGGCAGAAUAUCACAACUGCAAAUCAGGAGACGGCACGGAAAAACAUUACUCGGUUAGAGACGACGAUCAACGCAGCGGUGGCAAUUUGGAGUGGACAGCUACAAGUGCCUGAACCUGUCAGGAAGACAACUGGCCAAGGCACACUUGGUGCAUCACCACCCUCGUCGCGUCGCACGUCCGCCUCUGACCAGGAGCUUCUUGGCCAUGAGGAAGUGGUGUUCAAGAGCGUGGCACCUGGCGUACUGGCACCGGAAGAAAGGGUUCGGAGCGACGGAGUUGUAGUUUUGACGAGUAGAGGCCGAGACCAGUUGAAAGCAGGCCUUCGUAUGAGUAGCAAGGAUAAUAUUCCCAUUUUUGCCGAUGCCAGUGUAGGCAAAAUGGUGAAAACAUACGAGAGCUCCCUGUUGGUAUGGUUCUGGACCUCGUUGGCGCAUUACCUUGAUGAGCAGUACGCUAUUCUGCGACGAAGGAAUCCUGGGCUUCCGGAUUUGCCCAGCUUCGAAUGGCUCAGAUGUUUCGCGGUGUGGCGCAACUUGGCAUUUGUGCUGGCACUGACUGUGGUGAUGUUUCUCUUGGGUAGCACCUUUGGGUGGAGAAACGUAUCUACUCCGCCGAUACUGCUUACUGGGAUCAUUGUAAUAUGGAAGGCGAUCCUUGUCAUAUGGAGUAAAUACGGAUGGUGAAGACUUGCGUCGCUCGCAAAUGAGCUGGGGACAGAAUGAGUGUCUGUCGCGAGCAUUUGACAGAUGAAACUUGGAUAUCAAUGGAGUUAGCUGUAAGCUUGCCAUUUAUCGUAUUGCAAAUAUACACAACCACCGGAUGUAAUUUACAUGAUACAUAUAUAUCUACAUUUUAGUUCUUAUU